CAGUUAACAAGUUUAACGUAUGAUUAUGGACAAGAUUCUUUCGAAAUGCAAAGUUGCCGAGAUUGUUUACGCAAGGACAAGGACAUACUUGACCUAAAAGAACAGUUGAACAGGUCCAACCGAUAUGAGCACAAAAGAAAAUGUCCCGAGUGUGAAAUGAAUGAAGCCACAGUCUCCAGUUUACAUGACCAUAUAAAACAAUUGGAAAACCAGAUUGCGGACACAUCGAGGCAGCUAGACAAUUUAAAACAAAGCCUUAAGAAAGAAAGAAGCGAAAAAGAAGAUGCCUUGACAUGCUUAAGCUCGCUAGCUUCAAGCGAGUUGCGGGACAACAACCCGAAUAUUACGAACUUGAGUGACCAGAAUCGACCUACAAAGAUCGCGGAGAAGAUGUCCGAACUUUAUGAUAACGAAUGGACAGAAGCCUUUGACAGUCUUGUACAGUCAAAGUCUGAAACAGAUAUAAUUGUAUCGCUAUCGGGCGUUUUGAAGGAAGUUUUUGAAAUAUGCACAAGAUUAGCGUGGACCAACUUUUUUGAGAACAUACAGGCUGCUAUUUAUCCUAACAUACAGAAAGAACCUUUGUCUGAUCACUUCAAACAGCAAGUAAAGGAGUAUAGGAAGCUACGAGCACCAGGAAUGACGAAGCAUCUCUUAAAGGUAGUUCGGGAGAAAAUACCACGAGGUAUGCUUCCAUCACAGUCAAAAGAAAUGAUGGCAUAUUUCGCCAAGUGUUUAGAAGUCAGCUGGUUGGCAGCAGUACAGGACCCGCCCUUGGCUCUUAACUUUUGUCCUGGUGAAAAAUUUGAUACAGCCCUUUUUAAAGAUUAUAACAAGAGAGUAGGACCAUAUGUGGAGUUCCUGAUGAUCCCACAAGAACAGCUUUCAUCACAGUCGAGACAAGUGAAGGCGUAUUUCGAGAAGUGUGUAGAAGUAUGCUGGUUGGCAGCAGUGCAGGACCCGCCAUUGGAACUCAACUUCAGUCCCGGUGAAAAGUUUGAUACAGCACUUUUCAAAGAUUAUACCGAAAGAGGACCAUAUGUGGAAUUUCAGGUGUGGCCUGCACUUCAUCUUCAUGAAGCUGGGCCCUUAUUGACAAAAGGAGUAGCACAAGGCUGCCAACAAAAUCCAUAUAAUCAUAGAAUCGGCAUUCCAUCUGAUCAGUCGCUCACGCCUCAAAACAAACAACCACGGUUUAAUGAAGAAAUCAGAGAUGCCGAUCGACAAAAUUAUUCUCGGCAUGUGUCGUCAACGAAAUGAAACCAAAAUCAUUCUGCUACUUUCUACCAGGGAACGACACGGUCGGGUGACAGGUAUAAUACUGGAGAACAUCAUAAAACAAUGCAACCAGGUAGACUUGGACAUCAAGGUUAUAGAGACACUCAAAUCAAAACGAACAAUGCACACAAACAUACGCCGACGACUUCAAUGACAUCAAUAAAAUAACAAUAACUUGUCCCUUUUCUUCAAAAAAACAAACGAAUAUACAAGUGGAUGUUGUCAUUCAUAGGAAAAUACGAAAGGCAAGUUCCAUUAUACACUGUUCAAUUAUUUUGUGACCAAAUGAGCGUUUAAACAUGUUUAACCAUUAUAAAUACAUUUUAUAUAAAACAGCGGAUCGUUUGCUUGUUAAACAGUGUGCUACGUAUUUGUAUUGUACAUGUAUUAUUCAUUGGUGGUUUUUCUGUAUAC
Molecule: messenger RNA, 1692 nt
Organism: Mya arenaria
Lineage: Eukaryota; Metazoa; Mollusca; Bivalvia; Myida; Myidae
Exons: 9
Coding region: 46-1260 (404 amino acids)
Biological process (GO): mitophagy by internal vacuole formation; mitochondrial protein catabolic process
Cellular component (GO): mitochondrial outer membrane
Source: RefSeq, a predicted model, not a curated record